Molecule: messenger RNA, 15387 nt
Organism: Haliotis rufescens (red abalone)
Lineage: Eukaryota; Metazoa; Mollusca; Gastropoda; Lepetellida; Haliotidae
Product: protogenin-like
Exons: 22
Coding region: 103-3462 (1119 amino acids)
Biological process (GO): axon guidance; cell-cell adhesion
Cellular component (GO): plasma membrane; axon
Molecular function (GO): protein binding
Source: RefSeq, a predicted model, not a curated record
CUCUCAGCGCUCAGGAGAGAUCGACGUCACAGCAAGACCGCCUCGAAGGCACGGUACAAUGAAGGAGUUUUUCAAACGGGAUAGUUGUGCCUAGUUCAUGAUAUGGAGGGCCCGUACGCUCACCUGACGCUGUUCUUAACUCUGAUGGUCAGCUGGUCAGUCGCCUUUGAACGAACUAGUCGCCCCAUCAAUGGCUACGACACGCUGGACCGCGGCAUCGCAGUAAAGGAAUCCCCCGCCACACUGGUGGUUCUCAGGAAGCAGCCACUGACGAUCAACUGUUCCGCCCUCGUGGAGAAGAAGUUCUACCCUGUUAGUUAUCACUGGAAGAAGGAUGGAGUGAAGAUAAAAAGUCGGGGGGAACACGCUCGUGUCCGUGUCUUUAGGAAUGGGACCCUUCACUUCAAUCAAAUUAUUCAUCGUGAUCGCAAGAACAACAUUCGGACGGAUGAGGGAUUUUACGAGUGUUUUGUUUCUAAUUCUGUAGGAACCAUCAUCGCAAGGCGGGUACAGAUCCGAGUUGCGCGAAUAUCCAAAACUUUUACUUUGGAGCCAAUCUCCCAAAGCGUCGAUGUGAACAGGACUGUGGUGUUCAACUGUUCCAUACAUGCUGUGACUGAGGCCCACUUCGUCUGGGAGCGAAACAGACAACCAAUCACAGCCGACAACUCGAAGUACAUCCUCUACCAGUCAGGGAAGCUUCAAGUCAACCAUGCAAAGGCUACUGAUGCUGGCAGCUACCGAUGUCUCGUGGCUAACAAAGCGUUCUUUGACAUUGAUGGAGGUGCCACACAUUUUCACUGGCGAAACAGCCGAGAGGCCAUCUUGACUGUGAACGAGGCGCCGAGCGAGGUGACAAAACCGUUCCUCAGGAUCCUUGCGGUGCCAGUGAACCAGACCUCUGUCCUUAAUGGGGACUCGGCCACGAUUGAGUGCAUCGCCGACGGCAACCCAUCACCAACAAUAACAUGGACCAGGGAUGGCCAGGAAGUGCUGUUCGAUGAGGUCGAGAAAUGGUACGGAGGAAGUCUCCACUUCAGGAAAGUCUGGAAGAAGCACGCCGGUGUCUACAAGUGUCACAUCACACAGCCAGGCUCUGAUAGAGUCUUUGAAUACAACAACACUCUACGUGUACUUGUGAAGCCUGUGAUCGAGAUCGGGCCCCAGAGCGCCACUCACCCCGUGGCCAGGAACAUCGUGUUGGAGUGCAAGGUGAACGGAGAGCCGCCACCCACAGUGCACUGGCUGAAGGACGGACAGGAAGUGUUUCCCGGUGGCCGAUUUGGAACACUGGUCAAGGAGGACAGGAACCAGCUGCGUAUCUACGGUGUGGAAGACGUACACUCGGCAUACUACCAGUGUCUUGCUGACAACGAGGCGGGAAGUGCCUCUUCCAUUGCCAGAAUCAAGAUACACCUGAUGAAUGAUGCUCCCAAUAGCCCGGCAGAUGUGCUUGUCACGGUGCUCUCUAAGGCAGAGGCGGAAGUCUCUUGGACCAUCCAGAAGAAGAAGAACGCCUCGAAACCUGUCUUCUCUUACACUGUGCACUACCGAGAGGACAAACUGACCGGCGAGGAGAAGUUGUUUAUAUCCCACGAAGCCAAAAUGACGUUACACAACCUACAUCCAGGAACCAACUACACGGUGUAUGUGAAGGCUUACAACUACGCCGGAGCCAGCCCCAGCUCAGAGGUGGUACACUUCACCACAAUGGACUCUAUCCCCAGAGGGUUCCCCACGCCAACACUGGACAGUACAAGCUCCUCUACAGUGCUGGUCAAGUGGCAGCCCAUGCCGAAGGAACUGCGAGGUGGCACCAUAGUCAAGUACCGCAUCUACUACGGCCUGUGUGACACCGACACCAUCAGCAAUGUAGAAGUCAAAGGGGACACCUACAAGUACCUCAUUACUGACCUGCUUCCUGACUCGGACUAUCGUGUUCGACUUGCGGCUUCUACGACCGAGGGAUAUCGCAACUUUCCCGACAGUGAGUGGCCGUGGACCACCAUCAGGACAAUGAAGGAAUCGGCCUCCGAGAACCGUGAAGGCCAUGUGUACCUGAAUGUGACCGUGGAUGAGGUCAACAUGACGACCACCAAAGUGAGCUGGCUGUAUCCACGGAAACUACGCCUGUCUAAGCAGGUCAUCUUCCUGCGCAACCUGAAGCAGAGUGACGGCAUGCAGAUGUACAGCCUGGACAUCUACCGCAGAGAAAUCACAUUCAUGUCCCUAGAGCCAGACACGACGUACCAGUUCUUCGUUCUGGGGGAACAAGAGCACCAGAAGAUUGCCUUUGUCACCAGCAUCUUCCAUACGUUGUCCAAUAGAACCAACCACGAUGUUCCGAGUCAGCUGACUGGCAACGCCCUCCUCCCCAACGUCAUCUCCAUCACGUGGAACUACCUCGGGGACAACAGCAACGAUGUCACUCACUACAUCGUCCGCUACAAGCCCAUCAACUUGGAACAUCGAUGCUCCAAGGAUGAGAAGACCUUUAUGACACAUAGCCAGGAGGCAUCGCUGUCCAACCUGGAACCCUUCACUUUCUACAACAUCUCCGUGUGCGCCGUCUUCGACGACCGCAGAUCCCUGUUUAGUGAACCCGUCGUCGUGCGCACACUCGAGGAUGUGCCCUCUCCCCCGGAGAACGUUGAGGCAGUAGUUAUCUCCCCUGGGGAGGUACAGCUACAGUGGAAACCACCUCAUCACCCCAACGGCAACAUCAAAGGCCACGUCAUCUCCUACAAUGUCGAGGUGAUUCAGCACCCACCAUGGACUGAACUCUACCAGGCUGGGCAGGACACAGCUGCGGUGGUGCAGAACCUGACUGCCAGGACGUACUACUUCCGUGUACAAGCAUGUAAUGGAGCAGGAAAGGGGAUUCCAUCCACCAAGCUCAUUGUCCACAUGGAGAACUUUUCUACAGCAGAGCGUCCAGCCCUAUCGGACCAGCAGCUUGGAAUUCUGGGAGGGGCAGCUAUUGGCCUCACCAGCAUCAUCGUCACCAUCAUCCUUGUCUUCUGCAAACAGAGUGAACUAAUGAGGCGUGGCGUGUGUUUCCCCAGGCAGUUCUACAGACACCAUGCCUUGGCUGCAGAGAGUCAGGCUGCACAGACCAUAGCUGUCGAGGCUGGAUCCCCAACCACACCCACAACUUGUGCCUGCAAGAGAGAAAAAGUUCCGCCCAGAACAGUGCAAGAACCAGCACCUGUUGCCAAGGAAACAGAAGAUACAAGUAACACAGAUCCACACAUAGCAAACAUUGUUGGGGGUCGUGUAUACAGUGACGGGUGUAAUACUCAGGCUGAAGAGCUUCUGGCCUUGUUGGCACCGCGAGACGGAAGCUACUCCACCGGCAGCGACAGCCGCUCGACAUCAACAGAUGGCACAAAAGAGAUGUCGGACGACACAGCGACGACUGAUGACAUCACGACACAGCUGACCCACGACACGGCAUGUUAAGCUGUGACCUUGACCCCAGCUCCUUGCUACCUCACUGUACAGAGAUGACAUGACUGAAUGGCCAAUGUUGCCAUCCCCUAUCCGGCAGCCGGUUAAUUGUCGUCAGUUAUUCACUCUGACCACUCCGAGGCAUCGUCUAAUUAACUAUUGCCAUAGUGACAAGUGAUGACGUCGACGUCUCAAUGUCGGGGCCUCAAUGUUGUUUAACACAAAUAUCCAAGGGAAACAACUCCUUCAUGAAUAGAUAACUUCGUAUCAAAGGUGUUAACACUUCUUGGUAUCAAGCCAUCUUCUCAAAUACGAGAUUCCUCUUUUAAACCUGUAAGUCUUUUAGACAAGGGAAGUAACUCUUGUUGAGACUUUGGAAUGUGUCAUCUGUCCGAGUUCUACCAUAUCAACAGCAGAUUCAGGUACCACAGAAGGAAUUUAGCCCGAAUAUAUUUUCAAAGGUCUCAUGUCAAUUAUUACAGAUGUUUGAAACUACUGAUGAUAUUAGGAGAGACUAGUCGAGAAGCUGCUGCAACAACAUUGAGAGACCGAUGUGUAUAGUUCUUACCUCACUGCAAGUUUUCUUUAUAAUCAGGAAUUGUAACUGUGUCUUGGGCAUGAACACUACAUCCCGACCAUUGGCGGGAAUCUACCUCGAGCGAGACUCCCACACCGACUCACGCGAAAUGACUCAUGCGGUUUGACUCGUGCAUAAGCAGGACAGGCAACAUAACAGACCCUAACUGGCUGGACGCAAUUCCGAUGGAAUACGUGAGAUUUAAAUUAGGAUGGAGAUGUAUGCCUGUUUGGAUCUUGUGAGCUUUCAGGUUGGAUUCUGAAUCAGAAUUGUUUGGCUUCUGUUGGGAUUCCGUUGGAAUUCUGCGAUGGUUCUGAUGGAUUCCAGAAUGAUUCCAGUGGAGUAAUUGCACAUUGUGGGGGAUACAGUGAGCUGGUAUAAAGUGUUUGGGUGAAGGAUAUGCUCCCGAAUGGAAUCUGGGUCAUAAGAAUCUACAGUGUUGGUGCAUGAAAGCGGGAUUGCUGAUUUGUAGUUUUACUCGUUGAGACUACCGAGCAAGGACAGUGAGUCAUUCCCUGUCGAGACAUACUGCAUACAACCACAUCCAACAUCCAGUUGCAUCUGUCACCCUGUGAAGAGCUGUCACCACAACCCUGUGAGGAGCUGUCACAACAACGCUGUGAGGAGCUGUUGCUGCUGUCGGCCAAUCAGAGAGCAUGUUGGUGCAGCUCUCCACGAUGUCGUUACCUCGUCUGUAUUGCAGACACUGUUGCCGUGGUUACCUCUUCUGUGUUGUGGAGACGUUGCCGCAUUGUCUCCAUAGCUACCUCUAGUGUCCUCAACGGACCAAUCAGGAUCAAGGAACGUUGUUCCAUCUCGGACCUCGGCACAGGAACAGGCAUGACGAAACAGUCAUCAGAUUCCUUGUGUGAUUUACCUCUUAUCUUGUCCUAGGUGUAGGAGGCGUGAUGUUGGGGUAGGGCCAGAGGUGGGGAACAGGGGACAAGGGAUGGGCAAAGGGGGGGGAGGGGACAGUUGGUAAAUUUUAGAAAAAAAAUAUUCACAGUGUAGAUCAUAAACUAUUGCAUUUGAAUGUCCUGCAAAUUGGUGCAGAUCCAAGGGAAAUCACUCUGGGAUUCACCUGCCAAGGGAGACAACUCCUUUGCUAUUAACUUUGUUCCAUGUACCAGAAUUGUUGGCAGGAUAUUGUAUAUGCGUCUGGUUGGAUUUUUAUGCAGGGUGUGAUAUGUCAGGAACCUGGGCAUAUCUGACAGAAACGCACAGUGGAUAUAACAUGUGUAUGAUAAAAGUCGUAUCGCCCGGGGGAACAAAUAACCAAUCACAGCUUGUGUAGGAUAAAAACUAGACGGUACCACUCAUAUCUGUUCUUUCUUGUUUCAUUAUCAUCCAUAUUUCUGCUUUUGAAGGCUCAUUUACAUAUAGAUAUAUAUACAUCUAUAUAUUAUAUACAUAGCCAUCAUCUCCAAUAAUAGUGCAUACCAGUGAAACUAAACGUAUUCAAGUUUGACUGGUUUUUUUCAAAGCAACUGUUUCUGGGUUUUUUUCUGUUUUUUUUUGUUUGUAUUCUGUACUUUACUGCUAGGUAUUACAGAGUGAACGACUGCUGAUUGUCAUCAUCUACAGCUUCGUCAACUUCGUCAACAGGUUUAUCAGCAAGUAGGGCUGGUAAUUCUGGCAGUACUGGGAGGCUCACACACAGUUACUGUACUGUACACAGUACUGAAAGCCAGAAUCUCUGUCUGAAGGGUGCUGCUUACAACUCCAUUGAUAUAAAUUCAAUGUCUCAUUUAGUGAUAUUUUCUAUAUUAACUGAUGAUUUUGACUGAUCUAUGAAAUUACCACAGAAAUGCUUUUAUUCAGAGAAUAGGAUUUUGUCUCUUUUCAAUAUGUGUAAUAGUAUGGUAAGCCAGAAUCUCUGUCUGAAGGGUGCUGGUUACAAGUCCAUUGAUAUAAAUUCAAUCUCUUUGUUUAGUGAUAAUUUCUAUGUUAACUGAUGAUUUUGACUGAUCUAUGAAAUUACCACAGAAAUGCUUUUAUUCAGAGAAUAGUAUUUUGUCUCUUUUCAAUAUGUGUAAUAGUAUGGUAAGCCAGAAUCUCUGUCUGAAGGGUGCUGGUUACAAGUCCAUUGAUAUAAAUUCAAUCUCUUCGUUUAGUGAUAAUUUCUAUGUUAACUGAUGAUUUUGACUGAUCUAUGAAAUUACCACAGAAAUGCUUUUAUUCAGAGAAUAGUAUUUUGUCUCUUUUCAAUAUGUGUAAUAGUAUGGUAAGCCAGAAUCUCUGUCUGAAGGGUGCUGGUUACAAGUCCAUUGAUAUAAAUUCAAUCUCUUUGUUUAGUGAUAAUUUCUAUGUUAACUGAUGAUUUUGACUGAUCUAUGAAAUUACCACAGAAAUGCUUUUAUUCAGAGAAUAGUAUUUUGUCUCUUUUCAAUAUGUGUAAUAGUAUGGUAAGCCAGAAUCUCUGUCUGAAGGUUGCUGGUUACAAGUCCAUUGAUAUAAAUUCAAUCUCUUCGUUUAGUGAUAAUUUCUAUGUUAACUGAUGAUUUUGACUGAUCUAUGAAAUUACCACAGAAAUGCUUUUAUUCAGAGAAUAGUAUUUUGUCUCUUUUCAAUAUGUGUAAUAGUAUGGUAAGCCACAAUCUCUGUCUGAAGGUUGCUGGUUACAAGUCCAUUGAUAUAAAUUCAAUCUCUUCGUUUAGUGAUAAUUUCUAUGUUAACUGAUGAUUUUGACUGAUCUAUGAAAUUACCACAGAAAUGCUUUUAUUCAGAGAAUAGGAUUUGUCCUUUUUUCAAUAUGUGUAAAAUACAUGCUGCAUUCUUGAUGCUUGUUCAGUUAUAAAACAGUGUAUGAAUUUUCUCUGAAACCAACAAACAAACCACUUUAUUUCUUUACUGGCCCCCACAUAAAUGAGGCUUUUCUAGGGGCCAGUACUUGAGGCAUGGUGCAAAGUUCUAAGUCUUCGAGGCUGGAUCUCCAGGAGAGCCACUGCACAGGCUGACUGCUCUUACAAGGCGUGGGUGGGUGGUCUGGAGGCUGAUUGUUCGGGGAGAACAAUGAGAGAUAAUAAUUUGGGUGGGGGAAAGACUUGGUGGUUAAUUGUUUGGGUGGGGGAAAGACUUGGUGGUUAAUUGUUUGGGUGGAGGAAGGACUAGGUGAUUAAUUGUUUGGGUGAAUGAAGGACUGGGUGGUUAAUUGUUUAGGGUGAGAGGACUUGGUGGUUAAUUAUUUAGGGUGAGAGGACUAGGUGGUUAAUUAUUUAGGGUGAGAGGACUUGGUGGUUAAUUGUUUAGGGUGAGAGGACUAGGUGGUUAAUUCUUUUGGGGUGAGAGGACUAGGUGGUUAAUUGUUUGGGGGUGAGAGGACUAGGUGGUUAAUUGUUUGGGGGUGAGAGGACUAGGUGGUUAAUUGUUUGGGUGGAGGAAGGACUUGGUGGUUAAUUGUUUCGGGUGAGGGAAGACUAGAUGGUUAAUUGUUUGGGGUGAGAGAAGACUAGAUGGUUAAUCGUUUGGGGGUGAGAGGACUAGGUGGUUAGUUUUUUGGGGUGAGAGGACUAGGUAGCUAGUUUUUUAGAGUGAGAGGACUAGGUGGUUAAUUGUUUGGGGGUGAGAGCGGACUAGGUAGUUAGUUUUUUUGGGGUGAGAGGACUAGGUGGUUAAUUGUUUGGGGGUGAGAGUGGACUAGGUGGUUAAUUGUUUGGGGGUGAGAGGACUAGGUGGUUAAUUGUUUGGGGGUGAGAGCGGACUAAGUGGUUAAUUGUUUGGGGUGAGAGGACUAGGUGGUUAAUUGUUUGGGGGUGAGAGGACUAGGUGGUUAAUUGUUUGGGGGUGAGAGGUCUAGGUGGUUAAUUGUUUGGGGUUCAUAAUUGGGUGGGGGGAUGGCAGGACUUGGGGUUAGGAGGAUGAAAUUUCAAGGGUAGGGAUGGUGGGUGUUUUUUUUAACAUAAUUCUUUUUAACAGAAUUUGAAUUUUAUUGACAUAAAUUCUUUUACUCAAUACUGGAGAAAAUGAAAUAUAUCGACUUAUAGUAGUGCUGGGUCAGCCUGUCUGUGCCUCCCUGCAGUAGACCAGCCUAGGGACAUUGGACUGUGGAGCAGCUACAAUCGGUAUCGCGAGUACAAAACACUCUCCUCUCACCAUCUUCUGUCAGCACACUCACGCUCUGAUGGCUCUCCUUGGGGUGUUGGUAUCACUCAUGCAACUCCAUGUUAGGCUUUUAAUAUUUAGUAUAUUGGGUAAACUGGAUCAAGCCUAAUUAGUGUGGUUGCUGUCUUGUUAGGAGGAAACAUAUUUGAAGGAGUAGAGCUGUUUAUCACUGUUUGCGAUUGUUCAGAAAUUUUGGAUAGUUUCGGGGGAUCAGAAAUAAAUAUUUUGGGAAAAGGGGAAUAUAGCCAUGGUCGUGGGUGGGUGGUGGUGUGGUACUUGGUAUUCGGUACAGUAAUAAUGAUAUGGGGUCUUUGGGGGUUGUUGAUAGAAGGAUGCCUAAUGGCACCCCUUGGGAUAGUAGGCGAAGGCGGUUCCAGAUCAGGUAUGUGUGUUGGUAGAAGGUUAGAGACCUACCAUUUGAUGUUGUUGAGGGUCCUGGGAUUUUUUCGAUGAAAUGGAUUUGUUCCCGAAAAUUCUUGAAUUCCAGCCCAUACCCUUCCCCCCUCAAGAAUAUUAACUGGUUGGUCCCUUACUUAAUGGUAUCCAAGAUCAGGUGUGUGUUGGUAGAAGGAUGGGAAGGUUGUGGAAGUGGAACCAGAUCAGGUGUGUGUUGGUUGAAGGAUGGGAAGGUUGUGGAAGUGGAACCAGAUCAGGUGUGUGUUGGUAGAAGGAUGGGAAGGUUGUGGAUGUGGAACCAGAUCAGGUGUGCGUUGGUAGAAGGAUGGGAAGGUUGUGGAAGCGGAAACAGAUCAGGUGUGUGUUGGUAGAAGGAUGGGAAGGUUGUGGAAGUGGAAACAGAUCAGGUGUGUGUUGGUAGAAGGAUGGGAAGGUUGUGGAUGUGGAACCAGAUCAGGUGUGUGUUGGUAGAAGGAUGGGAAGGUUGUGGAAGUGGAACCAGAUCAGGUGUGUGUUGGUAGAAAGAUGGGAAGGUUGUGGAAGCGGAACCAGAUCAGGUGUGUGUUGGUAGAAGGAUGGGAAGGUUGUGGAAGUGGAACCAGAUCAGGUGUGUGUUGGUAGAAAGAUGGGAAGGUUGUGGAAGCGGAACCAGAUCAGGUGUGUGUUGGUAGAAGGAUGGGAAGGUUGUGGAAGCGGAACCAGAUCAGGUGUGUGUUGGUAGAAGGUUGUAGAAGUGGAACCAGAUCAGGUGUGUGUUGGUAGAAGGAUGGGAAGGUUGUGGAAGUGGAAUCAGAUCAGAUGUGUGUUGGUUGAAGGAUGGGAUGGUUGUGGAAGUGGAACCAGAUCAGGUGUGUGCUGGUAGAAGGAAUUUGAAGGUUGUGGAAGUGGAACCAGAUCAGUUGUGUGUUGGUAGAAGGAUGGGAAGGUUGUGGAAGUGGAACCAGAUCAGUUGUGUGUUGGUAGAAGGAUGGGAAGGUUGUGGAAGUGGAACAAGAUCAGGUGUGUGUUGGUAGAAGGAUGGGAAGGUUGUGGAAGCGGAACCAGAUCAGGUGUGUGUUGGUAGAAGGAUGGGAAGGUUGUGGAAGUGGAACCAGAUCAGGUGUGUGUUGGUAGAAAGAUGGGAAGGUUGUGGAAGCGGAACCAGAUAAGGUGUGUGUUGGUAGAAGGAUGGGAAGGUUGUGGAAGUGGAAACAGAUCAGGUGUGUGUUGGUAGAAGGAUGGGAAGGUUGUGGAAGUGGAACCAGAUCAGGUGUGUGUUGGUAGAAGGAUGGGAAGGUUGUGGAAGUGGAAACAGAUCAGGUGUGUGUUGGUAGAAGGAUGGGAAGGUUGUGGAAGCGGAAACAGAUCAGGUGUGUGUUGGUAGAAGGAUGGAAAGGUAGAUGGAAGCAGAACCAGAUCAGGUGUGUGUUGGUAGAAGGAUGGGAAGGUUGUGGAAGUGGAACCAGAUCAGGUGUGUGUUGGUAGAAGGAUGGGAAGGUUGUGGAAGCGGAAACAGAUCAGAUGUUUGUUGGUAGAAGGAUGGGAAGGUUGUGGAAGCGGAAUCAGAUCAGGUGUGUGUUGGUAGAAGGAUGGGAAAGUUGUGGAAGCGGAAUCAGAUCAGGUGUGUGUUGGUAGAAGGAUGGGAAGGUUGUGGAAGUAGAACCAGAUCAGGUGUGUGUUGGUAGAAGGUGGUGUGAGACACAUAGCAUUACACAUUGUACCUCCAGUUAAUCUACCUCAGACGUCCUAUACAGCCUUCAUCCCACCACUUCAGCAGCAGCAUCAGCAGCAGCAACACUCUUUAUACAACAAUGUGGACAUACACCUUUUUAAAUCUAAAUCCAGUCCCUCAUUGUCACACACUUGUGUUCUACUUUGUAUCAAUUAUUGUGCCACUUUGUUGAUUCCUCAGACAACUGUGUACAAUAUGUCAUAUGGCAACUAGGAAACUAAGGAUGCACUUUUUCAAUUGUAACAGUGUAUAACAAUGUUUAACCCCGAAGCAGCUCUCAGUUGUUAGUUCACCACAGAAGUAAGUGACACUUUAUUGUACACACUGUUAGGCACAGAUCUGAUUGUAUUGACUUUUGUGCAUGUUUCGAUUAUUCAUUUUUUAAGGCUGACCUUGACCUAAGUAAACCUCAUUUGACCUUUUGGGUGACCUUUACCUUUUGGGUAACCUUGAGCUGUUAUAUAUGUGUGCUUUGUGCUAAAGUGUAUAUCUAUGUGGUUCACAGACAGUAGGAUUUAUCUCAUAACAAUAUGAUGUCAGUUUGAAUGUGUAUCAUUUAAUUGGUCUGUCCUUGUUAGUAUGGUUGUGUUGUUCAGGUAUUUGGCAAUUCAGUGUCUGCGCCCAGGUAAUGUUACAAUGUAUGGAGAGGAAUGUAGUUUAUCAUUGAAUCAUUUUAUAGCUGUGUGCACAGGUAGACUAGGAACGUUUAAAUGGGGUGAUCCUGGGAGUAGAUGCUUUGUGAUUCUUGGCCUUCAUCCGCUUCAAGCACGAUGCGCUUGUGUUGCUACUGUUGCAUGUGCGCUCCCUGAUCUCUCCUGUACCAUAGUAUGGCAGACAACUAUAUUGUACAUAGAGUUAAUUGACAGGUCGACCCGUGGUGCUGAGAGACAUAAAGUGUAAAGGUCGAUCUGUGGUGCUGACAGAAAUGGCAUGAAAAAGUCGACCUUGGUGCUGACACACAAAGAGCUAAAGGUCGACCUUGGUGCUGACAGACAAAGAUCAAAGGUCGACCUUGAUGCUGGCAGACAUAGAGUGCAAAGGUCGACCUUUGGUGCUCACAAAAAAGAUCAAAGGUCGACCUUGGUGCUUGCAGAUAUAGGGUGCAAAGGUCGACCUUUGGUGCUGACAGAUGUAGAGUGCAAAGAUCCACCUUUGGUGCUGGUAGAUGUAGAGUGCAAAGGUCGACCUUUGGUGCUGACAGAGAUAUCCUUUCCAGGUCUACCUGUCAAACUACAUAGCCUGUGCUAGCACCAUUUUAUUAAAUACACCAGACAUAUAAAGAUGACUUAAAAACUAGUGAAAGAACUGACCAUCCAGAAAAUUGGGCGGCAGGUGGGCUGGAAUACUUGUUUGGCUGCUGGGGGGUUGAGGCUUGGGAGAUCAGUAAAGAGCACUUGAAGGCUUAAUCUAGAACAUAUAGGUUGAACACGCUUGUGGGAACUUCUUGUAAUUAUGGAACAUGUAAGUACUUAGUAAAACUUAUAUUUGACAUGAAUCUAGAUUAAGCCUAUCUAUCAGUAUUGCUUGUAGUGCUUAUAGCUUAUAACUGCGCAUCUGCUUGUCCGUCCGUUCUGUACCGUCAGCAUCGAUGAGAGUGUUGGUAGUUAUCUCCCCUUAAUGGAGACCGAUAGCUGUCAGUUAUUGCGAAAUUCAAUGAAGGUAGCAAGAACUACCACCUUCAGAAAUAACUUGAUUUGUUAGAUUUACGUGACCUUGGAAGUAUUUACAUUCAUAUGAAGCGAGAGAGUACAUUGAGCAGUUUGUGACAUCUGUUAGUUUAGGGGGGCGUUCGGGUAGCCUAGCGGUUAAAGCGUUCGCUCGUCACGCCAAAGACCCGGGUUCGAUUCCCGACAUGGGUACAUUGUGUGAAGCCCCUUUCUGGUGUCCCCCGCCGUGAUAUUGCUGGAAUAUUGCUAAAAGCGGCGUAAAAUCAAACUCAGUCAGAGGCAGUCAGUUAGUUUAGGCCUGUAUUUAGAUUCUGGCGAAGGGGAUUAUAGAACUGACAGAUGUCAUGCACCAUCUUGCCCCAGCCAUGUUCAGUAAAUGUUUUGUUCUGGUUACCAUAACAACCAUUCAACCUUUACAUGAGUGGUGGUUCAGAUGGACUGCAUCUUCUCGUCUUCGAUGUGAUGAUGUUUUAAGAGAAUUUACGUCUUUUAUCAUUUGGAGGUCGUAUUGUACUUAGUUGUUAAAAGGUUUUAUUGUGAAAACGGAAUUUCAACUGUGACGUUAAGGAAGUGUUUUUUGAAUGACUAGAAACCAAGUAGCUAUGACUGCACAUAUCCUGAGCCUUGUCUCUUUUUAAGAAAGAAUCAGAAUGUAAACUAACUUGUCCAACUUUGUUUCAGCCUUAUUAACCUUGUCUUCCAGGUUAUGUAUAAUGUUAAAGAAAUAAUUUCUUCGCUGUCAUUAGGAUUUAAUAUAGGUAGGUAGGGCUGGGACGGGUAACUCGGGUACUCGGGUUGGGUGGGUACUUAGUACGACCCGGGUACCCACAGGACUACCCGGACCCGUGGUUAGUCAUGUGAUAUAUUUCUUCAGGACAUUAACAAUAAAAUUUCAUGGUUACACCUUAUAAGAACGAGUCGCUAAUGUUCGCAUUUCUUUCUGAGUGUGCACACAUUCCUUCUGAUUUUUAUAUGUUUUAGUAAAGACAAAGCUUCAGCCAGCUUCAGCAUAGGCACGAUCAGAUCGUUUUAUACUAUAUAUAAAUACUUUUUGCCAUUAAAAAACUUCCCAUUUGAACAUUUUGUACCUAACUUGAGACCUGGAGUGGUUCCCCGGUUAAGGUCGGGUAACAGUAAAUUUAGACUCGUCCCAGCGUUAUUGGUAGGACAAGUAUUUUCUUGUGACUUUGUUUUUCAUCACACAGCAUGUCGUUUUGAAUCAGGUUAUAUCUUGAGCUAUAUUAUACAACUGUAUUAAAAAUUAUCAUAUAACACAAUUACUUUACAAAAAGAUGUUAGACAUGAGAACAUUGUGGGAAGAAAAUGGGAUUGAUACUAAAACUUUUGAUAAAAGUAUAAUUCGCAAAGUAGGAUUAUGGUCACAUAAACUGUUGGCAUUAAAUGCCAGAUGUUUGCAGUCAGCAUUUCACGAUCUGACUAGUAGGGAAAAUUGGAAUAGUUGUGUGGCUUCAGAUUAGCCGUUCAUGUGAUACACACGGAACCGGUGUUUGUGACCUUCACCAUGAAAUUUUGGAAUAUUAUGGUCAAGGAUAAAGUUGAGGGACUUUAUUUGUCCCAUGUUUGUUGAAAGGAAUGCUUACCAUGUUUCUAGACCAUCACUUCGAUCGUGGUAUUUGGCCUUUGACUUUUCAAUUCAUCUAUCCAACCUGAGCGUAAACCUGUAGUGUGUAUGCACUGGGUGUGUUCAAUAAAAAGAUAAUCUAGAAAGAUGGUAUGCAUUAAUGCCAGUCGGGAGGACUUUAAAUUCACCAUGUUAUUUUAUUUUUAUUUGCAUUAAAUGCAUUUUUAGUGCUCAGAUAGUUAAAGGACUACAAUGUCAUUAAAUAUAGUAGUUAAAGUGUUGCUUGGCAACAGGAAUUAUAUGAUAACACUGUUGUGAAGACAUCCCAGCUGGUGCCAGCGUUCCUUGGGAUGAUACCAUGGCAACAGAAGCAGCUGACCAGUUUGGACAACGAAUCAUUGAUGAGUAGUGGGGUACUGAGAGACGAUUGGCUGUCUUUGUUGCCAUGGACACGUAGAACCUGGCACCGGCUGGUUCAACAUUACCAUGGAGACGGUCGCUUGUUAUGUUCAACAAUGUACAUGUAUGUUUGUAAAUAUGACAUGUAUCCUCAUCACACAUAGUAUUGUCUGCAGCUGUAGGGACAACGUUGCUUGGCAACACAUCAUGCAAAUCAGUGGGUGGCUGCUUAUCGAUGAGGCUACUUCUGCGCCGCUAGCAGCAUGGGAUGUAUGAGUCGAGUGCUUGUUCACAAGGCAUCGUCUAUGCCAUUCUACACCUUAACAUAGGAUUCACUAGUCGAUUGCCUUGUCGAACGAUCACUUUCUUCUAGGAUGGCAAGUAACACGUCUUUGAUGGUACCACUGCUUCGCCAUCAUCACGGAAGGUACGCCCUGCCUUGCUGUCUCCUAAUUCAUACCCAUGCUGCUAGCCUUGUCUUGCUUAGCCUGCUAUUGGUCAGAGUUGACCCGCCAUCACUUGUACACGUGCUUCCCUCCUAACGGACAAGUCUGGUUCUUUAUUGUUUCAUCUGGUAACCUUCUUGCUUUUGAUAAGAUCUGCCUUUCUAUUUCUUGGUCUCCAUCAAUCAUAUUAAUCUUUCAGCAAGUAGCACUUCGCAAGUGUCUUUCAUAAUUAAUCCUGCAGUUGAUAUUUGAUUUAGGUGCCAAAAAUAUUUGCGCUCUGACUGAAUGGUCAUUUUGGAAGGAGACAUCAACAUCAGAGACCAUAAAAUAGAUUUUUAUUUUAUGGUCUCUGUCCCUACAUAACGUCAUGGAAAAUUUGGGUUUAAAUGUUAAUAAAUGUAACUUUAUCGAUACGCUUCAAUCAAGUUUCAUAACAUCAGCCAAAUCUGGUCAUAAAAUAUUUAUGGCUACUAGUGCCAAUAUAGAGGUAUGGGUGUUACCGACAAUGUUACCUCUCUUCUGUGACCUAUAAGGCCUCAACGUGUGAUUCUACUUUCAGUAAUCCAUGCUUGCCGUAAAAGGUGACUAUGCUUGUCGUAAGAGGCGACUAACGGGAUCGGGUGGUCAGGCUCUCUGAUUUGGUUGAUGCAUGUCAUCGUAUCCCAAUUGCGUGGAUCGAUGCUCAUGAUAUUAAUCACUGGAUUAUCUGGUCCAGACUCGAUUAUCUACAGACCGCCGUCAUAUAGCUGGAAUAUUGCUGAGUGAGGCGUGUCCAACAAACCAAACCAACCAACAACUUUGUUGAAAGGGCAAUGGCUGAAAAACAUUAAAAGUUGUCUCCCUUGAGUAAUUUUCACGUACUGAAGAGCGACAUCUCAGUGGUGUAGUAAUCCCUCUUUCUACCUCCAUUUCCUGUAAUCAGUGUGGAACCGAGGGGAGAUAACUUGUGUCUACAAGUGAUGACAGGUUACCUGGCAACCAGUGUAUGUUACGUGUCUAAGGUGAAUGUGUGGCUUUUCUUUUAACUUUAGAAGAAUAAAAAUUAUAUUUAAUUGUGA